UCAAAUAUGAUACAAAUAACCCAAAUUCUGGCACAGUAUUUCUUUGUUCCUUUAACAGUCGUUAACUAGCACGUCCGUUCCCCGUUUCCUCUUUCGGAAAUAUCUCCGCGACGGGGUUGUUUAUCUGUAGUAAGGGGAACUUGAAACCGCCCCGUGCCCCAUUUCCUCGGUUGUUUUGCUUCUUUCGCCCGGAUUCUCCAUGUUGGAGCAAUAGUGAGGUUUUCACGGAGACCGGAGGGGAGUGAUCGGAAACACUGUUACAGCUAAGACGGAUAAAGAAAACCGAGACGGGUAGCGAAGGGAGUAGCUAGCUAGCGAUCAAGAGAAAAUCCAAACACGCCGCCCCUCCCAUGUGAACAAGUAGCUACAGAGAGGGGAAAGGAAAAUGAUAGCUAGCUAAAAACCUAGAUGGUAAAACAAAACGAGAUCGGAUAUUACCGACAGUUACCGUUAAGUUCGCCUGCAAGCUGGCUGACGUACCUGUGUUUGGGAAGACGGAUUUGAUAUUUGGGGGGUGGGGUACAUUUGUUAGAUGGAAAGUUCUGUCAUCACUCAAGUGCGGAAAGAAGACGCUCAACUGUCGUCAGAAACAGCCCAGGAGAAGAAGGCGCCCUCCAAGAAGCCCCGAAGCCAGAAACUCCUCAAAGCACUUUUCUGUUGCCUGCAAGGACAGGAUGCCCUGCAGCCACCACUCGCUGUCCAGGAUGCCUUGCUGCAGCCUGAGGACAAUUGGCCGGUUGCCAAGCUGGCAGAAUUCUUUAAGGUCUUGGGAACCCGCUUGCUUCCUGAGGUGACCCCCGCGGACCAGGGCAAGAUAUGCGUGGUCAUUGAUCUGGAUGAGACGCUGGUGCACAGCUCCUUCAAGCCAAUCAGCAAUGCCGAUUUUAUUGUGCCUGUGGAGAUUGAAGGGACCACUCACCAGGUGUACGUGCUGAAGAGGCCGCAUGUGGAUGAGUUCUUGCGGCGCAUGGGAGAGCUGUUCGAGUGUGUCCUUUUCACUGCGAGUCUAGCCAAGUAUGCAGACCCAGUGACCGAUCUGCUGGACCACUGCGGGGUGUUUCGGGCACGGCUCUUCCGGGAGGCCUGCGUAUUCCACCAGGGCUGCUACGUCAAGGACCUGAGCCUGCUGGGGCGUGAGCUGAGCAAGACGCUGAUCCUGGACAACUCCCCGGCCUCGUACAUCUUCCACCCGGAGAACGCUGUGCCAGUUUUGUCCUGGUUUGACGACGUGGAAGACGUGGAGCUGCUCAACCUGCUGCCCGUCUUUGAGGAGCUGAGUCAGGCGGACGACGUCUGUGCCAAGCUGGGGCAAAUGAGAGCUGAGCUUAGCAGAGAUUUAGAGACAUAUGGGUACGUGGGGCCGUGCCCCACACGCUCAGAGUUAGCCCGACUCGGUCAUGGUUAGACCAGCAUGGUCAGGGUUAGCCUACUUCAGUCAGGGUUGGCCUGACACAGCCAAGGUCUGUCUUCGCUCUGAGUCCAAGCAUUAGGGGUUAAGUGACUUGGCUGGGGUUGAUAUCUGACACCCCCCCCUCCCCCCCAAAAAAAACACUAGUGAUCACAGGUAGACUGUACGCAAGCAAACUGUUUGUCAAGACUUCCUGUCAAGAAUAAAAGGCUUAACAAAAAACUCAACGCUAUUCCAAAGUCAGAUGCAGGAGUCAAAAAGUGCUUUGAGAGAUACUGAUACAGACUCCAAAUGCAGGGAUCUGUGAAGCACUGGAAAGACUGAAACAAAUAUGAUACCUUGUAACAAAAAAUGCCUGUUUUGUUUCCUUUUUCAGAAUUAUAUUUCCUACAAGUUAGUCUUAAGGUGUGCUGAGGAACCUAUCAGACUGUACCAGAACCCCACCUGAACUAAUGUAGCUGGGAGUGCUCAGGGUUGCUGUGCCUUUUAAUGAAAAUCUCAGUGAAAUGGACAUUUUUUUUCCUAUUCCCAGUGGGUACCUUCCAUGGUUAUGGACAGAAAGCACGUAUUUAAAACAGGUUUGUAAAAACUAGGGCGAGGAAGCAUAUUCACACAGAAAGUGUCUGUUUUUUGUAGAACUGUGUGGUUUACAGUGGUGGCAAUUGUCACGUUGUCCAUACUAGAACUGCAUAGCUGAAGCUGUGUUACGGCAGCUCUGUCGGAUGGCUCAUGAGUGCUGAAUGAAUACCUACCGAAGUGGGUGGAAGUUGCCGAGCCCCACAACAGAUGGGCGAUCAUGUAGCAACAUCAGGAGGUGGGGGAGAGUACCAGUGACUAUAAUGGAAUAUAACUUCAUGACUCUUGUUAUAAAGGGUUGUUACAACUUGUUAGUCAUUUAAGACUACUAUGAUUACAGGGUUCUAACAUGGGCCCAGACUCAAGUGAACUGCAAUACAGUGUGUUCUUAAGAUUAUAAUUAUCAUUAUUGCUCUCGUUUUUUUGUUAACUUUACAAAUCUCUGACCGUGUGAUGCUGUGUAAGUAUCAACAAAGUAUAAUACUUGUAAAAGGCACUACUCUUUGCAUUAAGAACAAAACGCAUUUGCACAAAAAAAUUUAAAACUGAUUUUUUUAAGUUAGCUUUUACAGUGUUGCUAAAUGUAUCCUGUAGAUGCACCUGGAUUAAGCCUCACCCUCAUGUGUUUCAAACCACGUGAAGGCUUGCAUUGCUUUGCCUUAGUUUAAAAGACAAAGCACCUAUUCAGGUAGAACAUGCAAAUUAAAUACUGCAGGUGUUUCCUCCAUUGUUUUUUUAUUUUUUUCCCCCAGUUAGAGGACAUUUCUGCCUGAAAAUGGUCUUGUACCCAUUUUAAGGAAGUGUCUUGUAUUAUAUAAAAAGUGCUCUAUUCUGCAAUUCAAGAUUGGCUGUGGG
Megalops cyprinoides (Indo-Pacific tarpon) is the source of this 2839-nucleotide messenger RNA. Its product is annotated as carboxy-terminal domain RNA polymerase II polypeptide A small phosphatase 2-like. Gene Ontology annotation, molecular function: RNA polymerase II CTD heptapeptide repeat phosphatase activity. The transcript is spliced from 8 exons. The record is from RefSeq and is a predicted model, not a curated record. NCBI's taxonomy places the organism in Eukaryota, Metazoa, Chordata, Actinopteri, Elopiformes, Megalopidae. The coding region runs from base 533 to 1405 and encodes 290 amino acids.